Messenger RNA from Gossypium raimondii (Peruvian cotton), 3038 nucleotides. RefSeq lists its product as uncharacterized. Gene Ontology annotation, molecular function: GTP binding; U3 snoRNA binding; GTPase activity. The transcript is spliced from 22 exons. The record is from RefSeq and is a predicted model, not a curated record. Gene Ontology annotation, biological process: endonucleolytic cleavage of tricistronic rRNA transcript (SSU-rRNA, 5.8S rRNA, LSU-rRNA); maturation of SSU-rRNA from tricistronic rRNA transcript (SSU-rRNA, 5.8S rRNA, LSU-rRNA); ribosome biogenesis. Gene Ontology annotation, cellular component: preribosome, small subunit precursor; nucleus. NCBI's taxonomy places the organism in Eukaryota, Viridiplantae, Streptophyta, Magnoliopsida, Malvales, Malvaceae. Bases 301 to 2631 code for a protein of 776 amino acids.
CUUCCUCUUCCCAAUCCCUAAUUCCCCUUUCCCCCUAAAUGCUGCUUACCACCUCCAGUGCGAUCUGAGGUACCACAUCGUGCUUUUCGCUUCUCUGCCUUCUGCAAAUUCUGCAACCUCAGUUCCCCCACCCACCCAUUCACUCCUCCACAGAGACGACACCCCCACCCGGCUCAGUGACCUCCAGCGCCGCUGCCCGCCCGUCUCCCGCUUCCUCUGUCAGCUUCUCCGCUCCAGCCUUCAGCCGUCGCCGUCCCACUGGUUUGCUCGGAGUCUGUUUAUCCCACUGUCUCGAUCAGCAUGGGAGGAUCUCGAGCUCAAGUCAAUAAGCCUCACAAAACUCGUUUCUCCUCUAAAUCUUCUAGGAACAUUCAUAAAAUCUCUCACAAAGACAAGAACCGGAUUGCAAAAUCAAACCGUAAUGUAGCGCAGGGAGGCCGAGCUGCUCGGCUUCAGCGAAGCAAGAUGCUAAGAGAGCAGAAGAAGGAAGCUCUUUUGAAAGAAAAAAGGGCUUCAAGUGGAUCAGCCGGCCCUCCCCGUGUCAUUCUUCUUUUCCCUCUUUCCGCAUCUGUGAAUGUAAGGUCACUUGCUGAAGACAUUUUGAGAUUGCUAUCAGCAGAUGUUGGCGGAGCUUUUUCAUCAACAGUAGUUUCUUCAGAGUACAAACUGCGAGCAACAGUACUGCAUGCUCCUCAUGGGGACCUAUUAUCGUGUAUGGAAAUGGCCAAGGUUGCUGAUUUGAUUGCUUUUGUGGCAUCAGCCACUGAACAAAGCACAUGUGACUAUAUUGAUUCAUUUGGAAGUCAAUGCCUUUCAGUGUUCAGGUCUCUUGGUUUACCAAGCACUGUCGUUUUCAUUCGUGAUCUGCCUACGGAGCUUAAAAGACGAAAUGAUGCAAAGAAGAUCAUUACUUCCGGCCUUACUUCUGAAUUUCCAGAGGAUUGCAAGUUUUAUCCCGCAGAUACGAAGGACGACUUGCACAAGUUCAUGUGGCUUUUUAAGGAGCAAAGACUCACAACACCGCAUUGGAGAAAUCAGCGGCCUUAUCUCAUUGCUCAAAAAGUUGAUAUGGUACCAGAUGACUCCAUUCCAGAGCAGUGUACACUUCUCCUCACUGGUUAUACACGUGCUCACAGCCUCUCAGUGAACCAGCUGGUUCAUGUUUCUGGUGCGGGGGAUUUUCAAUUGAGUAGAAUUGACAUUAUGAAGGAUCCUAUCCCUUUAAAUGCUAGAAAAGAUCAUAAUGCUAUGGAUUCUGAUGACAUUGAAGAUGCUGAGAUCAUUCGUUCCCUAGCUCCUGAUCCAUCAAGCCAGGAGCCUUUGCUUGUUGAGAAUGUUCCAGAUCCACUUGCUGGAGAACAGACAUGGCCCACUGAAGCAGAAAUGGCUGAGGCUGAAAGAAAUCAAAAGCAGAAGAGGUUGAGAAAGAGAGCUCUCCCUCGAGGCACUUCUGAGUAUCAGGCUGCUUGGAUCGUAGAUGGUACAGAUGGAGAGGAUUCUGGCGUGGAGAAUGAUGGAGAUGAUGAUGAGGAUGAUGAUGGCAUGUUGUUGGAUGAAGGAGAAAGUGGCUUUCCUAGUCAAGAAGACACCAAUAAUCCAGAUUUUGAGGAAGAUCAAGCUUCCUUGCACUUAAGGGACUCUGAUGAAGAAACUGAAAAUGAUUCAGUGAUGAUGGAAGGGGACAAUAUGACAAGGGAACAGAUAGAGGAUGAGAUUAAAAAAAUAAAAGAGGCACAUGCCGAAGAUGAGGAAUUUCCAGAUGAAGUGGAUACUCCACUAGAUGUUCCUGCUAGAAAGCGGUUUGCAAAAUAUAGAGGCCUUAAGUCUUUUAGGACAUCCUCGUGGGACCCCAAAGAAUCUCUACCUCCAGAAUAUGCCAGAAUUUUUGCUUUUGAUAGUUUUGCAAGAACACAAAAGCAUGUUGUUGCAAAAGCUUUAAAAGUGGAGCAAGAGGGCAGGGAUGACUGUGCGCCAGUUGGUUCAUUUGCUAGGUUUUAUAUCAAGGAGGUUCCUUUUCAUGUUGCUUCCAACUUGUGUGCGGCAUCAAGAACUGCACCCAUUAUUUUAUGUGGUCUCCUGCAACAUGAGUCUAAGAUGUCUGUUCUUCAUUUUAGUAUAAAAAAGCAUGAUAGUUAUGAUGCUCCAAUUAAAUCUAAAGAAGAACUCAUAUUCCAUGUUGGUUUCCGUCAGUUUGUUGCUAGACCGAUCUUUUCAACUGACAAUAUUAAUUCAGACAAGCACAAGAUGGAAAGGUUUCUUCAUGCCGGACGUUUUUCAAUAGCAUCAAUAUAUGCUCCCAUUUCUUUUCCACCUCUCCCCUUGAUUGCCCUGAAGAAUGCAGCAGGAACUGGCACACCUGCAGUUGCUGCUGUUGGUUCCUUGAGAAGUAUUGACCCCGAUAGAAUAAUUUUAAAGAAGAUUAUUUUAACUGGUUAUCCUCAACGAGUAUCAAAGUUAAAAGCCACAGUACGAUAUAUGUUCCAUAAUCCAGAGGAUGUGAGAUGGUUUAAGCCUGUUGAAGUGUGGACGAAGUGCGGUCGUCGUGGUCGAGUUAAGGAACCCAUUGGUACCCAUGGUGGAAUGAAAUGCAUAUUUAAUGGGGCCUUCAACAACAUGAUACUGUUUGCAUGAGCUUAUACAAGCGGGCAUAUCCAAAGUGGCCGGAACACCGGUUCCCUGCUAAUGUUUGAUCAGGAGCUCCUGUUUCAUAAAUGCAGGAGAUGCGCUUGCUUGUAUUGGGAAUGAAGCACCGGUUCAGAAAUCUGGACUCCAAUUUACCAUGCUAUAUUCUUCCUCUCUUUGGUUUCUUCUCUAUUUGGGUUUUCUUUGUCCAUUUUGUGAGAUGGGGCAUUUGAGAACAAAUAUGAAAUUUAUACAGAAAGAAAAGCUGCAAUUUUUUUUGGCGAACAGAAGGUGCAUUUUGUUAGUUAGGGCAGUUGAAAACAAAUACCAUUGUCCAUACAGCUAAAGAGAAGCUUGCAUACUGAUCAGAUUUGAUUUUGUUUAGUUUCAGUAUAAUAACAUUUAAUUAUUUUACA